Fusarium keratoplasticum is the source of this 1926-nucleotide messenger RNA. Its product is annotated as 2,4-dichlorophenol 6-monooxygenase. The transcript is spliced from 5 exons. Bases 1 to 1926 code for a protein of 641 amino acids. NCBI's taxonomy places the organism in Eukaryota, Fungi, Ascomycota, Sordariomycetes, Hypocreales, Nectriaceae. Gene Ontology annotation, molecular function: FAD binding. The record is from RefSeq and is a predicted model, not a curated record.
AUGCCUUCUGUUCUGACGCCCAGUCCUGACCAGAUCGUCCUGAACGGGUUCGGUCAGUCUCAAGGUCCAUUGACAAAUGGCCCGCCGGUAACCGCCCAGCAAAGCCAUCCUCACGAAGCCAAGGACGAUGUGAUCGACACAGAAUUCCUCAUUGUCGGUGCAGGACCUGCUGGAGCAGCCUUGGCUUGUUUUCUCGGCUCUUAUGGACUGAAAGGAAUCAUGAUAAGCGCCGCUCCUGGAACAGCAGACACUCCUCGUGCGCACAUUACCAACAUGGCAGCUCUGGAAUGCCUGCGAGAUGUCGGGCUCUAUGAGGAGCUAGAAAACGUGGCCUCCAAGGGUGAUGCUCAUAUGCAGCACACGAGAUGGUGUCACAGCAUGGCAGGGGUGGAGUAUGCUCGACUUUACUCAUGGGGCAACGAUCCGAAAAGAAAGGGCGACUACGACAGGGCUAGCCCAUGCUCGCCGUUCGACCUGCCACAGACUAUUUUGGAGCCAGUGUUGGUGCAUCAUGCGACAUUGAAGGGCUUCACGACGCGUUUUGACACGACGCUCCAUUCGUUUGUGGAGAACCCCAAGACGGGCCGAAUCACGGCAACAGUCCACGACAAGCUUUCAAACAAGCAAUACCAGAUCUCCACCCGCUACCUAUUUGGGGCCGAUGGCGCCCGAAGCCAGGUUGUGAAGCAGCUUGACUUGCCCUUGUCCGUCAAGCCCGGCCAAGGUCUUGCGAUAAACGUGUUGGUAAAGGCCGACCUGUCCCAUCUCGUCAAGAACCGCCAGGGUAAUCUCCACUGGGUUAUGCAACCAGAUCGCGAACAUCCUGAGUUCGCUUGGAUGGGCAUUGUGCGCAUGGUGAAGCCAUGGAAUGAAUGGAUGUUCAUAUUGUUUCCAAGCCCCGGCUACGACUAUAAGAGAGAGGCUCAACCAUCCAAGGACGAGUAUUUGAGGCGAGUCCAAGAGUUCAUCGGCGAUGACACGCCUGCAGAGAUCUUGAAUAUAUCUAAAUGGUAUAUCAAUGAGAUCGUCGCCGAGAAAUAUUCUCAAGGCAACGUAUUCUGCCUCGGGGACGCCGUGCAUCGCCACCCACCUUUGAAUGGGCUAGGCUCGAAUACAUGUAUACAAGAUGCCUUCAAUCUCGCCUGGAAGGUCGCCUAUGUCCACAAGGGCCUGGCAUCGCCAUCCCUUCUAUCAAGCUAUUCGGUUGAGAGGCAGCCUGUGGGUUACUCCAUCGUCACCAGGGCAAAUCAAGCAUUCCGUGAUCACCACCGCGUAUGGGACGCCCUCGGAAUGCUUCCAAAGGAACUCCAUGAGCGUAAGGCAAUCCUACAGGAAUUGGAAGACGCGACACCGGAAGGUCAGAGGCGGCGUCUUGCUUUCCACGACGCAAUCAGGCACACAACCCACGAGUUCAAUGGACUGGGUGUCGAGAUGAAUCAGCAUUAUGACAGCCAAGGUAUUUAUGUCGCGGAUGAGCCUUAUCCCUUUGCGCGCACGGGACGGGCGGCCGAUAAUGAGGUUCUUUAUCACGAACCAAGCUCAUACCCUGGCUGCCGCUUGCCACAUGCCUGGCUUAACACAGCGAUUCCGGGACAAAACAUUUCAACAAUCGACAUCGCUGGCCACGGAGCCUUUGCCUUGCUCACUGGCAUUGGGGGCGGUGCCUGGAAGCAAGCAGCUGAGCAUGUCGCUGAAAAACUCCGGGUCCCCCUCAAGGUUUAUUCAAUCGGGUUCAGACAGGACUGGGAGGACGAGUAUUUUGACUGGGAGAACCUCAGCGGCGUGGAGGAAUCGGGUGCUGUAUUGGUACGACCAGAUCUUUUUGUCGCAUGGAGAGCACCAAGGGUCUUGCCUGACGCCGCAGCCUGCGAGCUCAAGCUGAUGACAGUAAUGAGGUCCAUUCUGGGACAUGCAUCAGAGUCAUAG